CAUGGCGAGCUCUUGUGAGAGGCUCAAUGUUACACAGCCGCGCUGUAUGUAGUGGCUCUGUUUAUAUUCCGCUGUGCUUUUCAUCGCCUGCGCCACACUAACGGGUGUUAAUCCAACAGACAUAAGAGUUUAAAAUGUUUUCGGUUGUAGUUCGGAGCCGGACUCCGGUCUCUCUUAUGCUGUCCCCUCGGUUCGGUGUUGUAGUUGAGAGUGUACGGGGCAGGAAGUCUCGCACUGACCCGAAAGCCAAGUCUAAAGCGGGCCGAAUCAAGACCCCGCCCCCGGUGGACCCUGUGGAGAUGGUGGUGCUGAAGGAGCGCUUCACUGAGUAUAACCUCAUCAUGAGGGCGCUUAGGUUACAGUUUAAAGAGGAGAUGCUGAGGAAGCGCUAUGAGGAAGAAACCGGCUCUUUAGCGGAAGAGAGAGCCAAGCAGGAGGCUGAGGAACACAGAUCAUUAAUGGCCUGGAAUGAUGCAGAAAACCUCAGAUUGCGAAAAAUCCGUGAGCUGCGUGUGCAGACAGAGACAGAGACUGCUGAACAGAGGAGGAAAGAGGCAGCAAUUUUGCGUCAACAAGAGCUUGAGAAUUACAUAAAAGAAAAAGAGAGAGAAAUCCUGCAGCUACAGGAAGAGGCAAAGAACUUUAUUACACUGGAAAAUUUGGAUCAGCGGAUUGAGGAGGUGUUGGACAACCCCAAAAACUACAACUUUGCUAUAGAUAAAGAGGGACGAGUGGUCAAACGAACUGCACUGCAAUAAGAAAUAUUGAUCUAAACAUCAGGACUGAAAAAUUGUGUGUCUAUUUACUUGCGCUAUCAAACCUAUGUGACUUUAAUUGUAAGCUGUAAGGAUGUUACUUUGUUUUCCUAAGUAAAAGUUAAUUUGUGUUUCAGUUA
Ictalurus furcatus (blue catfish) is the source of this 895-nucleotide messenger RNA. It is a transcript of the gene mrps26, whose product is annotated as mitochondrial ribosomal protein S26. The transcript has 4 exons. Gene Ontology annotation, cellular component: mitochondrial small ribosomal subunit. Lineage: Eukaryota; Metazoa; Chordata; Actinopteri; Siluriformes; Ictaluridae. Bases 135 to 758 code for a protein of 207 amino acids. The record is from RefSeq and is a predicted model, not a curated record.